AUGAACAGAGAAGCUGCCAGUGGGUGCAUAAGAUGGAAUAAGCAAGCCUUUGUUAUUCAGACCAUUGUUUUCUUCAGUUCAGUCAGUCUCGCUUCUUCUCCGUCUUCAGUCAGUCUCGCUUCUUCUCCGUCUUCAGUCAGUCUCGCUUCUUCUCCGUCUUCAGUCAGUCGCUUCUUCUCCGUCUUCAAGUCAGUCUCUUCUUCUCCGUCUUCAGUCAGUCUCCUUCUUCUUCUUCUCCGUCUUCAGUCAGUCUCGCUUCUUCUCCGUCUUCAGUCAGUCUCGCUUCUUCUCCGUCUUCAGUCAGUCUCGCUUCUUCUCCGUCUUCAGUCAGUCUCGCUUCUUCUCCGUCUUCAGUCAGUCUCGCUUCUUCUCCGUCUUCAGUCAGUCUCGCUUCUUCUCCGUCUUCAGUCAGUCUUCUUCCUUCUUCUCCGUCUUUCAGUCAGCUUCUUCCUCGUCUUCUUCUCCGUCUUCAGUCAGUCUCGCUUCUUCUCCGUCUUCAGUCAGUCUUCUUCUUCUCCGUCUUCAGUCAGCUUCUUCUCCGUCUUCAGUCCUUCUUCUCCGUCUUCAGUCAGUCUCGCUUCUUCUCCGUCUUCAGUCAGUCUCGCUUCUUCUCCGUCUUCAGUCAGUCUCGCUUCUUCUCCGUCUUCAGUCAGUCUCGCUUCUUCUCCGUCUUCAGUCAGUCUUCAGUCUUCUUCUCCGUCUUCAGUCAGUCAGUCUCGCUUCUUCUCCGUCUUCAGUCAGUCUCGCUUCUUCUCCGUCUUCAGUCAGUCUCGCUUCUUCUCCGUCUUCAGUCUUCUUCUCGUCUUCUUUCUUCUCCGUCUUCAGUCAGUCUCGCUUCUUCUCCGUCUUCAGUCAGUCUCGCUUCUUCUUCAGUUCAGUCAUUCUCGCUUAUUUGUCUUCUUCUUCAGUUCAGUCAUUCUCGCUUAUUUGUCUUCUUCUUCAGUUCAGUCAUUCUUACUUCUUAUUUUUUAUGUUUUUUAG
This is a messenger RNA of Acanthosepion pharaonis, 981 nucleotides long. NCBI's taxonomy places the organism in Eukaryota, Metazoa, Mollusca, Cephalopoda, Sepiida, Sepiidae. The record is from the annotation of a GenBank genome assembly.